AUUUUUUGUUGUAUGACCAUGACAUUUCAUAACUUUGUUUACCUUUUCAACUUCCUCUUCCAUGAAAAUCAACAUUACUGGCAAAACAUUAAUCUUUAAAAUUAAAAUAAAAUACUGGGAUGGCAUAAGCAACUCGUAACUAAACCCAGCGGCAAUGUUGUUCCCAUGACACUGAAAUAAUUAUACAGAUCGAUUCGAUUAAUUUUUGUUAAUUAUAUCCAAAUGUUUCGGGAAACUUUUUGUUUGGUUAUGUUCCUGUUUAAGAAAAUAUUACCCGUUUUACAUUUAUUAAUACGGCCUUUUAUAAAAUGGUUCUUGCACACCUUUACACGACUUUGCGAGUUGCAACGAAUUUGCUAUGGCGCGAAAGCAGGUGCCAACCGCACUAAGCAAGUGGAGCGUUCAUUGACAAUGUCCCAUAAUCGCAGGAUACAAGAACUUAUUAAGGACCUCAACCAACAUGUUGAACACUGCGAUGACAAUGAGUUUAUUGGCUUUUCUGGUCGAGCAGUCGGGAUUGUAAUGCGUGAGAAGUGUAUCAAGCCACAUUGUCAUCCAGAUUUCCCCGCACUCUUUGGACAAUGUGUAACUCAGAUAUGGGGAUAUAAAAGGCUUAUGAUUGCAGUGGAGAAAUUGCGUUCUGAACCGUAUGAUGCAGCAAACAUAGUUCAUGAAAGAAAACUACUUGAGUUGUGGAAUGAACUCAUGCCUGAUACACCACUUGAGACAAGAAUUACAAAGCAAUGGCAGGAAAUUGGCUUUCAGGGUGACGAUCCUAAAACUGAUUUUCGUGGAAUGGGUAUGCUUGGCCUUGAGAAUCUUUUGUAUUUUGUAAAGGAGUACAGAGACGCAGCACGUCAUGUUCUUUCGCAUUCGAUGCAUCCUAGAUUUGGUUACACAUUUGCAAUUGUUGGCAUUAACAUAACAUCUAUGGCUUUUCGAAUGGUUAAAGAAGGCAGUGCAAAGACACAGUUCUUUAAUAUUUGCAAAACAGCACCAAACGUGGAUCACUUUCAUAUGUUUUACAGCUUCUUGUUCUAUCAAUUUGAUAGUUUCUGGAUGGAGUCAGAGCCACGAAACAUCAUGGACUUUUCGACGAUUUAUAAAAAUUUUGAAGAAUGGGUCUUGCAUGCUCUGAAAAAUGAUGAUACGGUUUUCAACUCGAAUCCACUAAUAGAAAUUAUUUAAUGUAGCUAAUUUAUGUAUGUAUGUAUAGUUCGAGUAUUUUUCUUUUAUUUAGCUUUGUGUGCCAUUAGGAAUUUUUUCUAAUUAUUUCAUUUAUCGUUAUUAUAGCCAUAAUUUUAACGAAUAAUGAUUAUUUUUUUUGUUUUGAUUCUGAGCACAGCCAGUACCUACAUAAUGUAUGAAUUUUGUCUCUAACAUCGUCAGGCGCAAAGUCGAAAUGUUAACUUCGAUAAAAAAUCAAUUGAGAAACUUAUACCUUUUUGUAACUCGCCCAUUCCAAAGUAACGGAGAAGACAUAUUGACCUUGUUUUCAGUUUAUCUCGUUGAAGAAGCAAUAUUUUUUCUUGAAACUUGGUAGGUCUCAAGGGCUCAUGAUAAAGUUGAUGUUCUAGAAGUUUCACGAAAAACUAAUUAAAUGUAGCCAAAUUGUUCACAGAUGAAGCGUUUACGAAGAAGACGCGUACAAUUCUUCGCCGUUACCGUCUUUGUCUGUUAAUAAUUCAGCUAUUUUGAAUUGGUUUUUCUUGAAACUUCUAUAACUUCAACGCCCUUAAGACCUACCAAGUUUCAAGAAAAAAGAUUGCUUCUUCAAUGAGAUACACUGGAUAAUAAGCGUGAAAAUGUCCUAAAAAUUCAAAUGGAAUGGCCGAACUAUAAAUAACAGACAUGUUUUUUUUGUAACAACCUUUGAGGGUCUUAAGGAAAUAUAAGUAGAAAAUUAAUACCGAAAUAAAAAAAUAAACAUAUUUUAAGAUUAA
This is a messenger RNA of Episyrphus balteatus (marmalade hoverfly), 1943 nucleotides long. RefSeq names its product ELMO domain-containing protein 2. Gene Ontology annotation, molecular function: GTPase activator activity. NCBI's taxonomy places the organism in Eukaryota, Metazoa, Arthropoda, Insecta, Diptera, Syrphidae. The transcript is spliced from 3 exons. The record is from RefSeq and is a predicted model, not a curated record. The coding region runs from base 223 to 1188 and encodes 321 amino acids.